Messenger RNA from Tyto alba (common barn owl), 3130 nucleotides. It is a transcript of the gene SLC25A13, whose product is annotated as solute carrier family 25 member 13. The transcript has 18 exons. Bases 57 to 2102 code for a protein of 681 amino acids. The record is from RefSeq and is a predicted model, not a curated record. Gene Ontology annotation, molecular function: L-glutamate transmembrane transporter activity; calcium ion binding; L-aspartate transmembrane transporter activity. Gene Ontology annotation, biological process: L-glutamate transmembrane transport; malate-aspartate shuttle; aspartate transmembrane transport. Lineage: Eukaryota; Metazoa; Chordata; Aves; Strigiformes; Tytonidae.
UGUGUAUGCUACUCUGAAGUCCUUCGGUGAAAGAUGCUGGAAGUAUAAAAAUCUAUAUGCUAAAGAUGCCGAAUCGCAGCAGAGAGGUGGCUCUAACCAAGAGAGCUGAUCCAGCUGAGUUGAAAACAAUAUUUCUGAAGUAUGCAAGUGUGGAGAAGAAUGGCGAAUUCUUCAUGUCUCCUAAUGACUUUGUCACACGGUACCUGAAGAUAAUUGGAGAUGGUUUGCCUAAUUCAAGCACGGUACAGCUCCUUGCAGGUGUGGUGGAUCAAACAAAGGAUGGGUUGAUAUCCUUUCAAGAGUUUGUGGCAUUUGAAUCAGUCCUGUGUGCUCCAGAUGCAUUGUUCAUAGUAGCCUUUCAGCUGUUUGACAAGACUGGCAAAGGAGAAGUUACUUUUGAGGAUGCUAAGCAAGUUUUUGGCCAGACCACGAUUCAUCAGCACAUUCCUUUUAACUGGAAUUCAGAGUUCGUACAGCUGCAUUUUGGAAAGGACAGAAAAAGGCACCUAACAUAUGCGGAGUUCACCCAGUUUUUACUGGAGAUACAGUUAGAACAUGCAAAACAAGCUUUUGUACAGAGAGACAAUGCUCAGGCUGGAAGAGUCACGGCUAUGGACUUCAGGGACAUUAUGGUCACUAUCCGGCCACACAUGCUGACACCAUUUGUAGAAGAAUGCCUUGUAGCUGCUGCUGGAGGUACCACUUCCCAUCAGGUCAGCUUUUCCUAUUUUAAUGGAUUUAAUUCUCUCCUUAACAACAUGGAGCUCAUUAGAAAGAUCUACAGUACUCUGGCUGGAAAUAGAAAAGAUGUGGAAGUCACUAAGGAGGAGUUUGUUCUGGCAGCUCAGAAAUUUGGUCAGGUUACACCUAUGGAAGUUGACAUCUUGUUUCAGUUAGCAGAUCUAUAUGAGCCACGGGGGCGCAUGACGUUAGCUGAUAUUGAAAGAAUUGCUCCUCUGGAGGAAGGGACAUUGCCCUACAACCUGGCUGAGGCUCAGAGGCAGAAAGCUCCAGGCGAUGUGUCUCGACCUAUUCUCAUCCAAAUUGCAGAAUCAGCGUACAGGUUUGCCCUUGGUUCAGUUGCUGGAGCUGUUGGAGCCACUGCAGUCUACCCAAUUGAUUUGGUAAAAACUCGAAUGCAAAACCAGCGCUCUACAGGCUCUUUUGUGGGAGAGCUUAUGUAUAAAAACAGCUUUGAUUGCUUCAAGAAAGUGCUACGUUAUGAAGGUUUCUUUGGGCUUUAUAGAGGUCUGUUACCGCAGCUGUUAGGAGUAGCACCAGAGAAGGCCAUAAAACUUACUGUUAAUGAUUUUGUGAGAGAUAAGUUUAUGGCUAAAGAUGGCUCUGUCCCACUGGCUGCAGAAAUUCUUGCUGGUGGCUGUGCUGGAGGUUCUCAAGUGAUCUUUACCAAUCCGCUGGAAAUUGUCAAGAUUCGAUUACAAGUGGCUGGAGAAAUUACUACUGGUCCACGAGUUAGUGCCCUCACGGUAUUACGGGACUUAGGCUUCUUUGGUCUCUACAAGGGUGCCAAGGCAUGUUUUUUGCGUGACAUCCCCUUCUCUGCCAUUUACUUCCCCUGUUAUGCUCAUUUGAAAGCUUCAUUUGCAAAUGAAGAUGGGAGGGUUAGCCCUGGAAAUCUGCUCAUGGCUGGAUCAAUAGCUGGCAUGCCUGCAGCCUCCCUGGUGACCCCUGCGGAUGUCAUCAAAACAAGGCUACAGGUGGCAGCCCGGGCAGGACAGACCACCUACAGCGGGGUCGUGGACUGUUUUGCAAAGAUCCUUCGAGAGGAAGGUCCGAAGGCUCUGUGGAAAGGAGCAGGAGCUCGUGUGUUUCGAUCUUCUCCUCAGUUUGGUGUAACUCUGGUGACUUAUGAGCUACUGCAGAGGUGGUUUUAUGUGGACUUCGGGGGAGUAAAACCAGCUGGAUCAGAGCCAGUUCCUAAAUCUAGGAUCACGCUUCCUGCUCCUAACCCUGACCAUGUUGGUGGUUAUAAAUUAGCAGUUGCCACUUUUGCAGGGAUUGAAAACAAGUUUGGACUUUACCUACCUCGGUUUAAGCCAUCGCCACCUACCUCAAAGGCUGCUGCAGCAGCAGGACCCUAAGUUUAUUGCUGUAGGUUUUUUGUUAUUAGUUGGGAAAGAGCCACUUUUCUAAUUGGUUAAUAUUUUGUUCCUGUAGCUUCUCAUCAUAUACAGUUUAGCUUCAUUUGAGUUUAAAAGCAAUUUUCAUCCUAAAUGUAAUCAUUUGUCUUCGUGCUUCCUUAACCAGAUCACUGUGAAAUUCUUACCAGUUGUUUUAAGUUUGGGACCAUGAAUGUAUUUGUCCACAUCUGACAUGUGCUUGUGUUGGGAAGACACUAAUUUUAGGUUCCGUUUAUUGGGGAGGGCUGGGUGAGAGCUGUGAACCAGAUCAUCUUACAGGCAAUGCUCGGGUUGCAGAUUACCAGGGUGGAUGUCGCACAUCGUCACUCAGAUGGAAAAACUCAGUGGAUAUCACGGUGCUCAAAGCGGAAUGAUUUUGACUGUACAUGUAAAUUGGUUAUAAACUUAGUGCGUGUCUGUAGAGGUCAGCAAAUACAUACCCGGUACCUAAGUAUGCCAGUACAGCUUCAACUUCUAAAAUAUGUACACGCACAAGUCCUGUUUCUGGAUUGUAUUAAGAAGCUUUUAUGUGGAACAUGUUUUUGUAAUGGAAACCACAUUUAUAAAUGUUUAGCAGUUGUAUUAUGUUACUGGUAUCAAAAUGCUCAAAAGAAAGUGUUAUUGUCCAUAGUCUUUGCACUUUAUGGCAGAACUUUUGGCAUUCUACUACACAUACAAGGAAAUUUCAUAACUAGGUGCCUAUCUUGGGUUGCUGGUGUUUGGAAUUCAGUUUGUAUAUGCACUUCUAUAGUAAAACGCUGCUUGUUUAAAUAACUGCAAUAGAAGAUUCAUGCACUGUAUCAAUGGUACCUGCCUUAACUGCUGGCUUGUAAUUGGCAAAUAGGUGGUUUCAGAUUCUUAUUUACUUCAUUGAGUCAAAAGAGAUUAAAAUACUCUAAAAGAAAAGAUUUUACUUAAUUUUUUGGUGCCUUGCACAGUGUUUAGAAAAUGAUGUAUUUAUGAAGAUAGAAAUAAACAUUUCAAACAGA